Messenger RNA from Pisolithus orientalis, 2197 nucleotides. RefSeq lists its product as uncharacterized. Gene Ontology annotation, biological process: regulation of DNA-templated transcription. The record is from RefSeq and is a predicted model, not a curated record. Gene Ontology annotation, molecular function: DNA binding. NCBI's taxonomy places the organism in Eukaryota, Fungi, Basidiomycota, Agaricomycetes, Boletales, Pisolithaceae. The coding region runs from base 52 to 1893 and encodes 613 amino acids. The transcript is spliced from 3 exons.
CUCAUAUCGCCACACCAUUCACUCAAGUCCCGUUUCACACUAACAUCUACCAUGGACAGCGAUCUACUUUCGCGACUCGACCACGCUGAGGGCGGUCUGCUGUCGUCGGUUCUUGCAGGAGAAUGCUCUUUAGCUUCGUGGGAGGCGCAAUGGUCGGCCUUAGUGGCAGAUUUGACUGAAGCCUCGAGUUCAGGAGCUAGUACGGUCACUGUAGCCAUCGGUGAUGCUGUUGUUUCUAAGGUCGCUACCAUCGCAAGGUGUUUCUUGGAUGUUGAGCGUAAAGAUGAGGUCCUUUCGUCGAAGUUGCAGGCCGAUAUCGACGAGAUAUUAUCCUCUACGCAAUGUCUUCACUUGUCAUCUUCCACUCUCACCCUCGCCACGUCCACCAGCAAAGCGGAUUCCGCACUACCGAAAAAUUCCUAUGUCGACACGAACACUGCAUCCCCUGCAUUUAUUGGUCCUGCGUACCGCUGGCUACUUCAGCAUAUCCAUAAUCCCUACCCACCUCACGAUGUAAAACAAUCCCUCGCUCUGGCUUCCGGCUGUUCCCUGAAUUCGGUUAACUCUUGGUUCACCAACGCUAGGAAACGGAUGGGGUGGACAUCAAUUUGUCGAGAACGUUUUCACGGUUGUCGCGCGGAUGCGGUUGACGCAGCAUUCCGGGUUAUGGUCCAAGAUGACCCUGACCGUCCAGUUGGAGACGAGCUCACCAGAGCUUUCAUGGAAAUGAAGGUCGCAGCAGAGGAACUCUAUCCCUCUACGCUCACCAAGAGUAAACACGAAGACUUUGGAAUCGUUCGCGAAUCGCCCUCUGACAAGACGUACGAAGGAUCCCGAAUGAACAGGCACAUGCAUAGUAGCGCUGAGAGUGUAAACGAAGGCGGCUUAUACGUUGACGUUCGCUCACUGACAUCGUCUCCAAUGCCAUCCUUAACUGAGGGCGAUAGCAGCGAGGAUGAAGAAGAAGUAGGACCACCUCCCGUGGCUGGCAAGAAGCGACGUGUGAUGUGUGAAAACCAAAUGGACAUGUCCUUACGAGGCGAUAGACCUAGGAAACGUUUACGUUCCAGGGAACACCCCGUCAUUUCACCGCCAAUGCCUCUUCAUGUUACUUCUAAGGACCCCAAUGACGCUUCUUACUCGUUGCGUGAUGUGAAAGCGCCGAAACGACAGGAUAUGAACUACUGCGCGGAUACCACUCGCAAGCGAUGGCUAUCUGAAGUUGAUGUUCAGGGUCUUCCUAAGGACUUCCUUGGGCCGAGCACUGGACCCCGAAUCCACGCUGUUUCCGACCCAUUACCAAGGGCAACGUCGGAGACGUCCGAUAUCGAUGAAUGGUUUAACGCCCACUUUACGAACCUGUUUGAAUUCCCUCCUCCCGUCUCUACUGAACUAGACCGGUCCCUUCCUUGGGAAGUGGAACUGUACCAAAAUUAUUACAUUCCUACGCAAGGCGACAAUAGCCUGCAAAUACCUGAUAACUCGUCGUCAUCGGCUAUAGGGAUGUCUGAUACGUUAUCCGACUUUCAGGUUGGUGGUGUCACACAUGAAAGUGAUCUACCGUCACUGGUCGACAGCCAUCUGUUGGACCUGUCCAACCAUGAGGACAUGCCUCUACCUUCCAAUUCUCCGAGCAUUUCCUGUUCCCCAGACUCGUCGAUCCCAACCUUGUCACCUGUCAUUGACUGGGCCCACCUGUUCAGUUCGAACGUUGAUACCACCCUACCCGACCCUCAGCUAGGCGACUCUGCGAUAGCUCACCUUGUGUCUAACACUCCCUUCCCGGAUGACGAUAUUUUUGGUUCGACUUCGAUGUUGUUGGCCAACGAACAAUUCCUAUUCGAAAGGAGCACUUACCUCCCUCGAACCAGCAAAGUUGGGGCAACGGCAUGACACGUUUUCAUAUAAGUGGAAGUGUUUGUAAGUGAAAUCCGGAGCGUUCUGGAAGGUAUUUUAACCCUCUCCUCUAGGCUGGCGCCGGUUUACUCGUUCGAUAUCAUUAUUGCUAUGUAUUAUUUGCGCGGCUCUUACUCCUAGUGUCAAGUGUUUUUACAUUGCUACAUUGUAUAAUAAUACCCCUGAACCGAAUGCUUGUAAUCCGAAACAAUGCGACGCUAAAUAUCUUAUUGUCAGCGAAUAUCCUCGGGAUCACACACUAGAAAUACUGUUGUGUGCUUGUUCUCUCACACAGUGAAGC